Molecule: messenger RNA, 255 nt
Organism: Cetraspora pellucida
Lineage: Eukaryota; Fungi; Glomeromycota; Glomeromycetes; Diversisporales; Gigasporaceae
Source: the annotation of a GenBank genome assembly
AUGAUACUAAAAUUCUAUGUUAAAGAAAAAAUUGGUGAAAAAGAAUCUUCUGACUUUUGGCUUGAAACUAGUUAUUGCACUAAAGCACUUUUAGUUAAUAUAAUUAAUUACCAAGAACCUAAUAUUAACACUAAUAUAAAUAAUAAAAAGAUAUUUGAAAAAUAUAUCUUAAUAUUAGAAAACUUAACAAUAAUCACAACAAAUAAUAAUAUGAUUACAAGUACACAAUCAGUUAAUGUUCUAUGGUUAUUUUAA